This is a messenger RNA of Cricetulus griseus (Chinese hamster), 4893 nucleotides long. Lineage: Eukaryota; Metazoa; Chordata; Mammalia; Rodentia; Cricetidae. The record is from RefSeq and is a predicted model, not a curated record.
CAGAAGGGAGAUGGAAUCCAGAAAACUAAGCCAGCACUGAGGUUCCACACUCUGAACUGUGAGGCAGUGUUGAGGCUUACCCUUGUGCCCCAGAGGCCUGGCACAGUGUCUGCUCCAAGCCCUAGAGACUAGCAGGGACAAGUGUUUGAUGUGAAUUUGAAUAGGACACCCUGCUAUAAGGCAUUAGCAUUCCACCUGCUCAUAACAGUUCCUGUCUGGAGUCUUUGGCUGGGACUCCUUUGUCCUUGUUCCCUGUCCCACCCAUCAGGUGAUAUAAGCUCUGAAGCCUUUGCUCCAUGAGCACCCUGUGGUUCUCACUCCUGGGGACCCCACAUUAUAAUAGAGUCCUAGUGGCAGCGGAAGGUUUGGGCUUAUGUCUGCCAUUCUAGGCAGUUUUUCUAAAAUAGGGAAUUGGAAAGAGAGCAAUCUGCUCCCCUUCCUGAAGUCCCUUGACUCUGCCCACCUGAACAACAGCCCUGCUCCUACCUGCCUCUUUCCUGGGCCCCAGGUCACAGGCUGGCAUGGAGACCCAUUGGACUCCCUGAGGGGUUGUGCUCUGUCUUGCUAGGGGAGCCUGGGGUCCUAGCAGCAAGUUCUCCAGAAUUACUGCAAAGGCAGAUGUCCUUAAAGGACACUGGGCAUUGUCUACCCUUCGCCAUCCAGGUGGUCUCUAUAAGUGAAGGAAGUGGGGGAGGGGAGGGUCUGCAUGGCAACCUCAUGCUGUGACCCUGCUUUUUAUUACUGGAUGAACGGAUGGAUGGGUGGGUGGGUGGAUGCUACACUAGGCUUCUAGACACUACCUUCAGGGUUGGCUCUCUGCUGCAGCUAGUGACCCAGGGUGUGGGGACCUCACCUGCCCACAACGGGACAAUGCUGUCUGGCCCUGGCAGGGCCCUUGCCCACUUCUAUGAGCCCAGUAAAACAGGUUUGCUGCAGGCUCUACCACAGUGCCGGGGCUGGCUCUCGCUGGUGUCUACUAACCACUCCAUCCUCUGUGGCUACCCUGGCCAUGAUGUGGUGCAGGAGUGAGAUGCUGCGGAGGCGGGCCCGGGAAGAAGACGAUGCGGUGCUGAUUGACAUGGCCUCCCUGGAAUCAGGGAAUGGAUCCUCUUAUGGCAGCACAACCCAUGCCUCGGAGGCAGGUAAACAGCAGGUGGCCCCCAGCAGAGUCGGGAGCUCUGCCAAACCCCGGAUUGAUUUUGUUCUUGUUUGGGAAGAAGACCUGAGGAACAAAGAGAGCCCUAACCACGACAAGACAGACACACAUGAGUUCUGGAGGGAUACCUUUCUGGAAAGUCUUCGUCUGGCUGGCCUGGAUGUAGAUCAGCGUGAUGUCCAGGACGAGGCCACUGCAGUUCACUACGUCCUCCUCAGAGCACCCUGGGCUGUACUGUGCUACUAUGCAGAAGACCUGCGGCUGAAGCUGCCCCUGCAGGAAUUACCCAACCAGGCCUCCAACUGGUCAGCCACCCUUCUGGAGUGGCUGGGCAUCCCCAAUAUCAUGCUGGAGCACGUGCCGGACACGCCUCCCGAGUACUACUCCUGCCAGUUCAGAGCAAGCAAGCUGCAGUGGUUCCUUGGGAGUGACAACCAGGACACCUUCUUCACCAGUACCAAGAGGCACCAAAUUCUAUUUGAGAUCCUGGCCAAGACUCGAUAUGGCCACAAGAAGAAAGGCUUGUUUGGGAUUGACCAGCUGCUGGCAGAAGGUGUCUUCAGUGCAGCCUUCCCCCUGCAUGACGGCCCACUCUCUGCAGUCCCAGAGAACUCCCAGGUCCUGGGGCUCACCCAGCGCCAAGUCUUACUCCAGCACUGGGCUCGCUGGGGCAAAUGGAACAAGUACCAGCCACUGGAUCACGUGCGUCAGUACUUCGGGGAGAAGGUGGCGCUCUACUUCGCCUGGCUUGGGUUUUACACCGGCUGGCUCCUGCCUGCAGCCGUGGUGGGCACAGUGGUGUUCCUGGUGGGAUGUUUCCUAGUGUUCUCAGACAUACCAACGCAGGAGCUGUGCCACAGUUCGGAUGGCUUUGACAUGUGUCCACUCUGCUCUGACUGCUCUUUUUGGCUGCUUUCCAGUGCCUGCACCCUGGCCCAGGCUGGGCGGCUCUUUGACCACGGUGGCACUGUUUUCUUCAGUUUGUUCAUGGCGCUGUGGGCGGUGCUGCUUCUGGAGUACUGGAAGCGGAAAAAUGCCACCUUGGCCUACCGCUGGGACUGCUCUGACUAUGAGGACAUUGAGGAGAGGCCUCGGCCCCAGUUUGCAGCAAUGGCUCCUAUGACAGCCCUGAACCCCAUCACUGGGGAAGAUGAGCCCUACUUUCCUGAGAAGCGCCGUGUACACCGCAUUCUGGCUGGCUCUGUGGUUCUCAUGAUGAUGGUGGCGGUGGUGAUUAUGUGCCUUGUGUCUAUCAUCCUGUACCGAGCCAUCAUGGCUGUAAUUGUGUCCAAGUCCGACAAUGCCUUCCUCUCGGCCUGGGCUCCACGGAUUGCCAGCCUCUCAGGGUCAGUGGUGAACCUUGUCUUCAUCAUCAUCCUCUCCAAGGUCUAUGUGGUCCUGGCCCAGGUCCUAACAAGAUGGGAGAUGCACCGGACACAGACUGAAUUCGAGGAUGCCUUCACCUUCAAGGUGUUCAUCUUUCAGUUUGUCAACUUCUACGCCUCGCCUGUGUACAUUGCCUUCUUCAAGGGCAGGUUUGUGGGAUACCCAGGCAACUACCACACCUUGUUUGGAGUCCGAAAUGAAGAGUGUGCUGCUGGAGGCUGCCUCAUUGAGCUGGCACAGGAGCUCCUGGUCAUCAUGGUGGGCAAGCAGGUUAUCAACAACGUGCAGGAGAUCCUCAUUCCAAAGCUGAAGGGUUGCUGGCAGAAGUUGUACUCCAGGAGAAGGAAGGCUGGCAAGGGGGCCCACCCAGCACCUUGGGAGGCUGACUAUGAUUUGCUGCCUUGUGAGGGGUUGUUCGAUGAGUACCUUGAAAUGGUGCUGCAGUUCGGAUUCGUCACCAUCUUCGUGGCCGCCUGCCCGCUGGCGCCGCUUUUUGCCCUGCUCAACAACUGGGUGGAGAUCCGUCUGGACGCGCGCAAGUUCGUGUGCGAGUACCGGCGCCCGGUGGCCGAGCGCGCCCAGGACAUCGGCAUCUGGUUCCACAUCCUAGCGGGGCUCACACACCUCGCCGUCAUCAGCAAUGUGAGCUCCCGGGCCGCCCGCUGGGUGGGGUACCGGGCUUUCAGGGAUGAUGACGGACACUAUUCCCAGACUUACUGGACUCUCCUGGCCAUCCGCCUGGCCUUUGUCAUCGUCUUUGAGCACGUGGUGUUCUCUAUCGGCCGUCUUCUGGACCUCCUGGUUCCUGAUAUCCCGGAAUCUGUGGAGAUCAAGGUGAAGCGGGAAUACUACUUAGCUAAGCAGGCCCUGGCUGAGAAUGAGGCUCUCCUUGGAGCAACAGGAGCGAAGGAUGACCAGCUUCCAAGCUCAGAGUCUGGGCCUUCCAGCCCAGGGUCUUAGAACUGGUGACCUCUGGGUGGUGGUGGCAUGCGCCUUAAAUCCUAGCACUUGGGAGGCAAGUGGAUGUCUGUGAGUUUGAGACCAGCCUGGAAUACAGAGCUAGUUCCAGGGCAGCCAGGGCUGUUACACAGAGAAACCCUGUCUCAGGAUGGGGGUAAGGGAAGAACUGGUGACCUCCAUCUUUGAGGUCACAGUAGGGGUGACUGGAAGCUGACACACUUGCCUGGAAGACUGCUGAAGAUGCGCUAGGGGACAGUUGACGGUGCAUGUCCUUGGAGGCCGUGGCCAUGCUCCUGUUCCCAGCUCAGCAUACCCCCUACCCUUGUUUUACAAUAGCCAUGACCCAUGGCUGCCAGUCUUUGGCUCACACAUACGGCUUGAUCACCACCCCUACUAGAUACUGCUUAAGGCUAUCCAAAUGGAGCAACAGUGCUCAGAGACAUCUGUUGGCCUUCAGGGGGCUAUUCCAUGAACCAAUGGUUUGUCCCCCUGUAUCUCGAGGCAGAGGGGUUGUGUGAAACGCUGGCUUCUGUGGCUCUCAUUUUUACAAUGCUGGCCAAUGUACUCAGAGAAUCUCUCCUUCUCUUGCCUCAUCCAUGACUUUCUCUUGUCUCCAACAGGGAGGUCCCCGAUUCCUGUCCCCAAACCAAAGGCUAAGGAUCCUCUGUGUGCAUUCCUGAAACUUAGUGACCAGGAGGUUGCUUUACUGUUGACACAUCCUCCUGCUCCACCCCACCCCCAGGCAGAACUCUUCUGUCAACUGAGCAGGUUAGACCCUGGGGUCCCUGCCUCCUCAGGGAUCUACUCAGUUCUUUUGCAGCAUUCCUUGUGAUAGCGUAGGGUCAGAUCACCCCUCCAGACCCACCCCUUGCCUCUCCUCACAUGGUCAGUACAUGUCUGCUCAUCUGGCUCUUAGACCUGAUACCACAUCCCAGGCCGCGGUAGGAAGCCCACCUCUGCCCCUCCUUUCAUACCUAAUCCCCAGGGUCUCUGGGUUCUCUCUGUAUCUUGGCCUCUCUAUCCCGAUAGAUCAAGGGCCUCCACAGCAUCCCCGCUGUGUCCUGUACCUUCCAGUGCUAGGCCAGGGACUCAGCACACAGCCAGCCCAGAAAGGGGAAGGCUGUGGAAUGAAGCCUAACCCCUUAUAGUGGAAACAAAACCAAACCAAAAACCAGAAAGCAGAUUUCUGACAACUAGUGGGCCUUUCCCAUUACCCUCCAUUCUGUUCACAUACAAUUACUUUUCAAAUUGGGUGCCACUUGAGCCUUUUCCUGAUGCUUGCCUUCUGUUAGCUGGGUUAACUGGUAGUUAAUUGCCACUGAUUUCCUACUGCUGCCCACUCAUGAUGGGAUAUGGGCCUUUGCUCCUCUUCUGACAUUCAUCCAUGCUGG